Messenger RNA from Nematolebias whitei (Rio pearlfish), 2728 nucleotides. Its product is annotated as potassium voltage-gated channel subfamily B member 2. Gene Ontology annotation, molecular function: delayed rectifier potassium channel activity; protein binding. Gene Ontology annotation, biological process: potassium ion transmembrane transport; protein homooligomerization. Bases 149 to 2728 code for a protein of 859 amino acids. The transcript has 2 exons. Gene Ontology annotation, cellular component: membrane; voltage-gated potassium channel complex. Lineage: Eukaryota; Metazoa; Chordata; Actinopteri; Cyprinodontiformes; Rivulidae. The record is from RefSeq and is a predicted model, not a curated record.
GUCUUACCAGCCUGAGGAGAACUAGUUGACCUCAGUACAUCUUCAGAUCAGCUGUAACUGACCUGAAACAGGCCCAGAGACCCCACAGACUACUACUACCACUGUUAAGACAGCCUCGGAGUACGGCAGCAGGGCAGGCAGUGUCAACAUGACUGACAGGGGGAACUUCAGCACUCCCAAAGUCCAGCCUCGGCCCACUGCCCCACCCGUGCUCCCUCCAGAGCCCAUCAGCAUCAUUCGUACCAAAGCCCGCUCCCGGCGGGUCCGGCUCAACGUGGGGGGUCUCACUCAUGAAGUGCUGUGGAGGACACUUGACCGGCUGCCCCGGACCCGUCUGGGCCGGCUCAGAGACUGUAACACCCACGAGUCUCUGCUGGAGAUCUGCGACGACUACAGUCUGACUGAAAACGAGUAUUUCUUUGAUCGGCAUCCGGUGGCCUUCUCCUCCAUCCUCAACUUCUACAGGACGGGGAAGCUGCACAUGAUGGAAGAGAUGUGUGCCCUGUCCUUUGGGCAGGAGCUGGACUACUGGGGCAUCGAUGAGAUCUACCUGGAGUCCUGUUGUCAGGCCCGGUAUCACCAGAAGAAGGAGCAGAUGAAUGAAGAACUGAGGAGGGAGGCAGAGACGUUAAGAGACAAGGAUGGAGAAGAAGAGGACCAGGGCUGCUGUCCUGACAAAAGACAGAAGCUCUGGGACCUUUUAGAGAAACCCAGCUCCUCUGUAGCUGCCAAGAUCCUGGCCAUGAUCUCCAUCCUUUUCAUCAUCAUUUCUACAAUCUCAUUAUCGCUCAACACUCUGCCGGAACUUCAGGUUGCGGAUGAAUUUGGUCAGUUCAAUGACAACCCCACUUUAGCCCAUGUGGAAGCUGUUUGCAUUGCCUGGUUUACCAUGGAGUACCUGCUUCGCCUGCUGUCAGCACCCAACAAGUGGAAUUUUAUCAAAGCACCACUGAACAUCAUUGAUCUGCUGGCUAUACUGCCUUACUAUGUGACUCUUUGCCUGACUGAAUCUAAUAAGAGUGUGAUGCAGUUCCAGAAUGUGCGCCGUGUGGUCCAGAUUUUUCGUAUUAUGAGGAUUCUGAGAAUUUUGAAACUGGCCAGGCACUCAACUGGACUACAAUCUUUAGGCUUCACUUUGCGAAGGAGCUAUAACGAGCUAGGCCUCCUCAUCCUCUUUUUAGCUAUGGGCAUUAUGAUCUUCUCUAGCUUGGUGUUUUUUGCAGAGAAAGAUGAGGAUGCUACCAAAUUCACUAGCAUUCCCGCCUCCUUCUGGUGGGCUACCAUUACAAUGACAACUGUUGGUUAUGGGGACAUUUACCCACAAACCCUUUUAGGCAAAAUUGUUGGAGGGCUCUGCUGUAUAGCAGGUGUGCUAGUUAUUGCUCUUCCCAUUCCUAUCAUUGUCAACAACUUCUCAGAGUUUUACAGAGAACAGAAAAGGCAAGAGAAGGCUAUCAAGAGAAGGGAAGCUCUUGAACGAGCCAAACGUAGUGGAAGCAUUGUUUCUAUAAAUGUAAAAGAUGCAUUUACACGGAGCAUGGAACUCACAGAUGUGUUGGUGGAAAAAAGAGAAGAGAACAAAUGUCCUGUUGACAAUCACCUUUCUCCCAGUCGUUGGAGUUACCACAAACACUACUCAAACACUGAGGUUGGUAGCCCAGUUAGGUCCCAAGAGUAUCAAGAGAUCACUCAGCAAGGCUCCCCUGAACGGGGCAAAUCAUCAUCAAACAAGUCUUCCCCUCAACAUCGCAAUGCAAAGCUUCAAGAAAAUCCUUACAAGACCACUGGUAUCCAGGAAAAACAGAACAAACCUACAGGAGAACAGAGAAAGAUGAAUGCCUUGGCCUCUAUUCAAGCACAGCAAACUUCCCCUAAAGUCAGCAAUCCUGGAAAAGUUUCCACUGUGGUCGAUAACCCUUUAUUAGAAAGAGCAGAGAGAAGCUCCCUACUACCCACUGCUGAAGGAGGUCACACUAGUUUUAGGCAGCGUGUCCCACCACCCCUGGAUCUAAGUCAGAUCAGUACCAUGGAUCAGGGGCCUGACAGUGUCCUACCAAUGACCAUCAUCAAAGAGGGUUUGUAUGAGUUUGUGUCCAAUCCCCAAAAAUGUUCAUCCGAAGAGAAAAAUUUGUUAAAACAUAGAAAGGAAAACAUUGGUGUGGUCUGUGACAGCGCAUGUAGCUCUGUGCAAGAUUUUAGUAGCCCUCAAACAAUGCAAGCCCUCAAAGUUGACUUCAUCGGAGCUCAGGAUGACAUUCUUAUGGCUGUGAUGACUCCUGUCGCAACCCCAGCUUCCACUGGCUCCCCCAAGUGGAAUCAGAUACUUUCUGAGGACAUGACUUCCAAGUUUUCUAAAUCUCGUAGUUCUUUAACACAUGAGGCUAAUACUCUGCAAUCAACCUCCCUGCCUCCAUCCCCGAAGCAACAGUCUGCCAGUUCAAGCAACUCUCAAGGGGGAGGAGAGAGUUCAGCAGUCAGAAGCUUAGAAGGUGAAGUGCAGCUCACGGGCUUAAGCCAGCAUGGAAUGAAUCACAUGGAGAGGUCUGCUGUUGGCUCAAGCAGUGGUUCCAGUCGACUGUCAUUGAAAAUGAGCCCACUCAACUGCACACAGGAGAUGGUACCUGUAGGGGUAGACGGCGAUGGAAGACCAGGACAUAGAGGGGAAAAACAAGAAAAUCACAUUGUUCUAGAUGGAAGCUUAACCCCACAGAGUGAGACAAGUAUGUGA